Messenger RNA from Huiozyma naganishii CBS 8797, 366 nucleotides. RefSeq names its product mitochondrial 37S ribosomal protein mS41 (gene FYV4). The transcript has a single exon. Lineage: Eukaryota; Fungi; Ascomycota; Saccharomycetes; Saccharomycetales; Saccharomycetaceae. The record is from RefSeq and is a predicted model, not a curated record. Gene Ontology annotation, cellular component: mitochondrion. The coding region runs from base 1 to 366 and encodes 121 amino acids.
AUGAUGGUGUCCGUGCGGUUUUUCCACGCGUGCCGCACACUAGCGGUGAGAAAGAUUCCAAGUUCAACAGCGACGAUCCCAGACGUAUCGAAGUUCCUGACGGUCAUCGGGAGAGACUGUGCAGAGCAGACAGAGUUGUACGAAAACAAGUGGGAGAAUCUCUUUGAAUGGGAUUCCGCUGUGCUGAAAGAGAAGGGUGUCCCCAUCCAACAGAGAAGGUAUAUACUGCUGCAAGUAGAGAAAUUUAGGAGGGGCACGCCCGUAGAGGAGAUUAAGAAGGGCAAGAAGUCGUUCUUUGGUGGGGAGAGGAAAAGAAAGGAGAACAGGGCCAAGUGGGAAGCGGAACAAAGGGCCAAGAAUAAAUAG